Molecule: messenger RNA, 938 nt
Organism: Corticium candelabrum
Lineage: Eukaryota; Metazoa; Porifera; Homoscleromorpha; Homosclerophorida; Plakinidae
Product: ubiA prenyltransferase domain-containing protein 1-like
Exons: 1
Coding region: 27-938 (303 amino acids)
Biological process (GO): menaquinone biosynthetic process; vitamin K biosynthetic process
Cellular component (GO): Golgi membrane; endoplasmic reticulum
Molecular function (GO): prenyltransferase activity
Source: RefSeq, a predicted model, not a curated record
UUCUCAACGUUCUCAGUAAGCCUAGUAUGGCCGGAGCGGCGGUCGGCACACAGUUUGGCGACUACGUUUCCGCUCUUCGUCCCUGGUCAUUUUCAACGUCUCUCGUUCCUGUCAUGUUGGGCACAGCGUUGGCAUAUCGCGCGACAGGAGUCAUCCACAUCCCUCUUCUCUUCUUAACGUCAAUAUCUGUAUUAACAGUACACGGUGCAGGAAACCUAGUCAAUACAUACUAUGACUAUAUGAAGGGAGUUGACAAGGCAGACAAUGUGGGGAUCUGGAACAGAGUGUUGGUGGACAGAAAGUUGAGUCCCCACCAGGUGGCAACUUUUGGUGGUGCAUUGUAUGCUGUUGGAACCAUCAUGUUUGCUAUGAUUGUUAGCCUAUCGUCGGCUCGGAUUGAUCGAUUGGCGUUGUUGUUUUUUGGAGGUUUGUCUGGAUCAUUUUUAUACACUGGAGGGAUCGGAUUGAAAUACUAUGCUGUCGGUGAUGUUGUUGUGCUAUUGACGUUUGGGCCUGUUUCGGUCUUGUUUGCGUAUACAGUUCAGACUGGUAGUUUAUCGGUCGCUCCUAUCUUUCUUGACAUACCUCUUGCUCUUCACGUUGAAGCGGUUCUUCAUGUCAAGCAUGCUCGAGAUGCUGCAUUUCAUCAAAAAGUUGGGCUUGUGACAUUACCUAAUGUUCUUGGUCGAACACUUUCCUAUUUCUAUUUCACAUUGCUCCUAUUCGUUCCCUAUUUCACUUUCAUUGCUUUCGGUAUCUAUUACUCAAGGUACUUUUGGAUACCGGCGGCUACUGUUCUUUACGCGUUUGAUCUUGAGAAAAAGUUCAGAUCUGAAGAUCUGACUGACAUGCCAGAGAAAACUGUCCGGCUUCACUUGCCUGUAGCAUGCUUGUAUAUAGUUUGUUGCUUACUUGCAGGUCAAAUUCCAUUUGUAUGA